UAUUACUGUUCAUUCUAAAGCUUAUUUAUACAUUAUUUUUCAUUUCUAGGUUUGAUAGAACAAUACAAGAUAUAGUAUAUAAAUUAGUACCUGGUCUUCAAAAACGUGAGCAAGAGCAGCAGAAGGAAUUCUUUGAUAAUUAUGGCAGAAAUGAAGAGGAAGAACCUACAGAAAUGGAAAAAGAUAAAGAAAUGGAAGAUGAGAUAAAGGAAGAAGAGGGUGAUUACCAUAGAAAUGACGAUCAGGUGAAAAUACAAUUAGAACGGAACACAGAAAAUUGGAGACAACUACGGAAGAAGUAUAUUCGCAUUUCAUCCCAGGCAACGAUAACUCACCUGAAAAAACUAUUAGCUCAUAGAUUGAAACUUGACAAACACACUGAGGUUGAUAUACUUUGCAAUGAAGAAAUUCUUGGCAAAGACCAUUCUUUAGAAUUUGUUAGUGCAACAAGAUGGCGAAGUAAGAACUGUCCAAUUUUGCUGCAUUAUAGGCCCAGGCUUCACUUCAGCUAACACCUGUUCACUUCACCGAAGAGGAAAAAUUUAUAUAGAGAUAAUGUAAAUAAAUAUAUUUUAUUGAUGAAAUGUGAAUAAGGAAAAUUAAUUGUGAUCUCAGACUGCAGGAAAAUUGAUGUCAGUGGAGGAAAAGAGAACCACAGAAUUUUAACUUUUUUAAUCAGUAAAAAGAAGCCCUACAAGGUACGAACUCAAAUUAAAAUGUCCUAUGUUGAUAGAUUUGCCGGGUACAAAAAGUACACCGAUAGCUGCAUUCAACACACAGAUCUAAAGUAGACCUACAGCGAUGGAUGUUUGGGGUACAAAAAAAAAUCACACAUGUUUCAAAUAUGUAUUGAAACCUUCAGGGUAUACUGAUCACAAAAUAAACCAGGUAUAAAAAACAAAUAAGGUGUUGAGGUACAGUACAUCGAUCAUUAUUUGAGCUUGAUAUCAGCAUUAUCACCAUAUCAUCAACUCGCUUGUUCCCUCGUGGGGGAUUUGAUCUUCUCGAUAUCGUCAUCCAUCUUUAGAACUCAAAUUGAUGCAUCUUGAGCCAAGUACAGAUGAGCCUGGUAUCAAAAUCCCACAAGAUAUUUAAGCUACACUAUCAAAAACCCCUACAAGGUACAAACUCAAGAUCAUGCCUUUCAUAUCUAUAGCGUUCACAUGCGGUGACUUUUAUCUUGGGUGGGGGAAAGGAUAUUUUAAUGUUUGAUGGGUAGGGGUGGCAUGGUUAUUUGUAUGUGUUGAAGUAUAUGUUGGUAUUAUAAUUCUGUUGUUAAAGUAGUUAUGAAACUGUGCAGUUUGUUGAACCUAACCAAUUUGAUUGAUUGAUCAAACGACAUGUGAAAUUCUCAUUCACCAGCGAGAAAUCCGCCACUUACAGAAUGAAACUUAAACUAAACUAUAUAGUUCAGAACAGACUAAAAAAAAAUCUACUACAUUAUUAAUAAAAUUUAUUUUUUAAAUUUUAAUCAACACAAUAUUCUAAGCAUAACCUUUCAAGUCUUCUGACCUACAAAUACUGCUUGUUUUAUUGUCAAUGUAAUUGCUAUGAGCUUCCAAGUAAAUUAGAUUAUGUUGUUCCAAUCUUGAAGCCAUCCAUAUGGGUGGGGAAGAUGAAGGGUUUGCGGAAUAAUUUUUCCUUGCUACAAGGAACAUAUUUUAACUGUUUUUGAACCCAAAUCUUUACCAACACCACCUUAAAAAAAGUAAAAUUUUUCAUUUUUGUUUGUAGAUUUUUACAUGAUUUUUUCCCAACUCAGCGUUAAUGUUUAAUCACUAUAAAAAUAUAUAUUGUAACUGUGCAUUUACACUGACCAAUGGCAUUGCUAGAUUAGUAAUCACAUGUGUCAAAUGUCAGACUACACUAAAUCAUUUUGUUUAUUAGUCUAUUUUUACAAGGUAUAUUAAUAUUUUUUUUGUGGAUUACCAAGUCUGUCAUGUUAGACAUUUUCAUAUGAAGUUCAGCUGUCCUUCAAAGUUCAAGUAUUGUUCAAUAAUUUUCAGUUGGCUAUAGUUUUGCGCUUGUAAAUCAUUUUACGUCCAAAUUGAUUUGUAUAAUAUAAUACGUUCAGUAUGUUUUCAAACCUACAACAAUGUUUGAAAAAAGUUAUUUUAAAUUGAAUAAUGAACUUAACAUUGUUCCUCAUAAAUAUAUAAUUGAAUUUUGCAUUUAUUUCAAUGAAUUUUUAAUCAUGUUUUACAUGAAUUGUUUACAGAAUAUAUUUUUUAUAUUAUCUGAUUUUAAGUACAGAUUAUUUAAUAUGCUUCAGUAAUCCAAUUUUUCAUCAUUUUAAGAGUUCAAAACAUACUCUUUUCUGUGAUCUCACUCCCAAAGUGUAGAUAAUAAAUUGAAUAUUGUUGUUAUUGUGAGAUAAUUUUUUAAUUUUCAUAAAGAUUAUGUACUCUGUUGACCCUUCCCCCUAAAGUAUGAUUUGCACUCUCGUUAAAAUGAUGACAAAUUAAUGACCCCUUAUUAUUAAUAUAUGUGAUUAGUAUUGUCGGUCAGUCAAUCAAUUUAUACAGUUAAUUAAUGAAUUUUAUAAUAAGUAUUGUACCGUACUUUACCUUCUGCGUAACUGGUGCUAAACUCAUACAUCAUAUUUACAUACAAUAAUUUUUAGGAUUUAAGCAGCACUUUGUAAAAGUUAAAACUGACACUGAAGAAAAUAUCAAUCAGAGUUAUUUCAAUGUUUAAUACUACCCUUCUGCACUUCCUGGGGAGGGGAUGUAGCCGUGAUGCAGAAUGCUACACAUAGACCAAUAUGUUCAACAAGAUGAGAGAGAGGAGCUCAGGGGUUAAACACAAAUAUUUUUAAGACCCCACUACCCAAGGGUGAGAGCCCGAAAUGCAACUCUGAAACAAACGUCGAUGCCUGCCAAAUAGGUAUUCUAACCAACCACUGUUUGUCUUUGCCAUUCAUUCUAUAACAAUGAGGACUAAGUCAUGCAGUGCUUUGAGCUAAAGCCUGAUUAAUGAUGACUGAAAUGCCAUGGGUCAGUUGUACAUGAUAUGCCUGCUGAAACAAAAUACAUCUUUUUCAUUUAGGUAUCUGUAUUGGAGAAUAUCUCUGCCAUGUUUUGCUAACAUUUAUAUUACUAGCGAAUUAAAAGUCUCAUAAUUAAUACUGUUUUCAAAAGCGAAUUCAAGGGUGAGGGGAUGUCCCCUCCGCUCCAAGUUUUUGAAAAAUUUUGGAAAAGGAAGUCUGAGAAUGCCAUUUCUGGCCUUGUACAUGUGACGUAGCCAUAUUAAAAAGGUUGUACCUCUGCCCGAACAUGGUUAGUGGUCUGGACCCUCUAUCCGUCAAAGUUCCUUUCCGGGUUCCUCUAUUUUGAAUUUCUGGAUCCGCCACUGUUUGUAUGUUUUUUAAAUAGAAUAUUAAAUUGGCUGGUAAUUGAUUUCUGAAGUAAAAUGACUCUAAAUCACUGAAAAUGAUGUCUCAUUGAUCCUUUUGAUUAUGCAGUGCAAUGUUUUAAUUGGAUAUUUAAAAAAAAUGUUUUACAAAUUUUAUCUUAAAUGUAGAUAAGUUGCUAUGUCUGAUUUUCCCCAAAUUUUUAUCUCAUCUAAGCAUACAACAGGAGUGUAGUAUAUAAUAUUUAACAUGUCCCCAAGAAGGGAUUUUUACAGGUGGAGAGUCCAGACAGCCCUAAGAUGGAGGUACAACCUUUUUAUGUCUACUAUGGUACAUCUAGACGGCAAGAAAUGGCAUUCUCAGACUUCCUUAUUGUAAUUGUAACUUUCUUUUAUUAGGCCAAGCAACAAAAAUAAUUAGUUUCUUAUCACUGCAUGUUUCCUUUUUGCUGCUGCCUUGCCUUUGUUUGGAUUCCCCCUCCCCCCAGCUUUUCCGAAUAAUAAUAAUACUGGUAAUUUUUGUACUCCCUGUUUGAGCCUCUGUACACGAACUUGAUCUGGAGAAUCUGAUGGCCAGAAAAAAAAAUAAAUAAAAAUUAAACAAAAAGGGCCUCCUUAAUCUUCAAACAUUUGGAGUGUCUUUUUUCGCUUUGCCUUAAUUUUGCUAAAACCAGAGCAACUGACGGAAAGUAUAACCCUCAUUUAUUUUCUUUCACAAUAUGUUUUUGAUAUUGCCAUAAAAUGACCAUGCUCUUAAAAUCUGUCUUAUAUUAGAGCCAAUGACUCGAUUUGCUAUUGGAUGAUUGUGCUGUUCCCUUGAGGUCUCUCUGUCAAUUGUUAAUUGUAUUUUUGCAUGCAAAUUUACAAUGGCCAUAGAUUAGGUUGCAGUUUCUAAUUUAUAUGUGUGGGAUAAUGCAUUGAUAUACCCACUGUUAAACUCUUUAAAAGAAUACUUCUGACAUGAAUACAUAUAUGAACCAAUGAAAAACAUAUUGUUGUGAAAACAUUUCAAAAACAGAUAGGCCUGUUGUUGUUUAAAAACACCUAAACAUGGAGAGUUAUGUAUUGAUAAAAACAAUUAUUAACACUAUAUUACUGAGGGUUUUUUACUGAUAAGCAAACUGCUUAAGCACCUCAAAAUAAUGAUAAUAGCACAGUAGUACAAAAUAAUGCACUGCAAAAAUAAUAAUAAAAUGGAUGCUAAGUUGUAUUACUAUAUAUCCUACUGCUAAAUGCCAAAACAUUUAAAAUAACCCUUAGGAUAAGCAGGCCAAACUAGUAGCACAGACUCAAAAGUUAAACAGCGUAUUCUCAAUUUUGAAUAUUUUAAUUAUAUUUAAAUUUGUCGAAUACUUCCAUUAACCACCAAGAAUGAUAUACCUUAAGUGCAUGAUGUAAUAAUUGUUCACUUUUUUUGGCUUUUGGAUGAUUGUUUACUGUUUGAUUGAUUGAUUGACAAAAUUAUUGAUGUAGUAUUUGUAGUGUCAAGAACUGAGUAUAUAAUUUGUGACAUGUAUUUUAUUUUAUUGUAUUAUCUUCAUAUUAUGCAAUGUUUAUGUACAUUUGGUACGCAAGUUCUUUUUACUACUAAUUCUCCAUAAAUUGCAUACAAAUUAAGAGGGCUGAUAGAAAAUUGAUAAGUAAUGUAAAUUUGUCACAAAUUUAAAAUGAAGGUUUUUUUUAUUUGCAACUAAGCUGCAAGCACUCUUGAUAUUGCUUGUUGGCUCUGUUUUGUUUAUCUUCUAAAUUUAGUUGCCAAAUAAAUUAGAGGGUUGUGAGACUUUACGUUAAAAAAAACAAAAGAAUUUUACUUCAUGCUAAUAUUUUCUGUACUAAGGAGAGUUUCAUAUAAGAAUUUUACUUCAAUUUCAUUUACCAGUUAAUGACUGAUUUCGAGUACUGUAUAUGUUUUUAACGUCCCGGGAAGUGGGUCAUGGCAAAUUGCCUUGACGUAAAAAGUUUGAGAAUCGCUGCUUAGACCACGUAGUGUAUAGAUAUAUAGUUCAUUUCAUUAAUUUAAUGUUGUUUGUUUGGUUUUUGUGUGCCCAUUCCUGCAAUAUUAUAUAUUAUUAUGUUAACAUGUUUGCAAUUGUAAAAUUUUUAACCUAGCCUAUGUCCGUCUUACCUAGCACAUGAUACCAACCACCUAUGCACUUGUUAUUACCCCGGCCAAUAGACCAAUUAUGCUAGGUUGGUCACAUGACGUAUAGUGGGUAUAAAUUGUAAACAGGCAGUGGGAGUGACUCUCGGUAAUAGGAAAAGGCAUGGCUUCUUCAGAGAUUUUCUGCUGUAAAGCACAUUUGACACUGUAUGAUUUCUAGGCUAGCUAAGGUUUACGAAGAAUCAUAUAAAUCCCAAAGCAUACAAAGCACAGAGAAUGCUAGAAUAAGUAAAUAAACACUAUUUUGAACAAUUGUAGUGCCCUUCCUUGCCAGUUAUUUCUCAAGUUAAUAGUGGGAGGUUGUUUUUUUGUAACUUUAACAUUACCUUUUCCUAUACUGUACUUUCACACUGAUUGCACUAUAAGUUCUUCAUAGUUAUACCCACUAUUUGUCAUGUGACCGGCUAUUAAAACAAACCUCGUGGAAACAGUCUAUUACAGAACACACCAAUCUAGCUCCCUAGGGAAAUAUUAUCUUUCUUUCAUGUAGUCGUAGGUUGUAUAUAUGAAGAUGACUCUAUGUGAAUGUUUGUUUAUUUUUUAUUGGCUUCCAAAUAAUAGUUUAAAAAACGACGUUCCUCAUAAUUGACUAUUGAAAAGUCAUUACCACAGAAGGCAUAUUUAGUAGAUUUAUACAGUAUAUAUGUAUAUGUAUAAUUUUUUGUACAUGCAAUGCAGGUAUUUAUGUACGCUUGUAGUUGUAUCUCCAUCCCUACAUACCUUCACCAUGUAACAAAAUUUGCAUCACUUUUCGACACCAAAGACCAUUUAUUUUUGCUUUUUUAAAAUGACAGCACAGUAGCUGCUUAGUUCAGAAUUUUUUUUGUUGCAAUUGUCGAUAAUGAUUUUUACAUUUCCGGUAAUUUUAAUUGACUGCUUUUUUAUGUACCAUAAUGUAAUUGAAUAUUGCUAAAUUCAAUUGAAAGAAAAACUAAAUAAUGUGGAGUUUCAUCUUAAUGUAAAUAUGUUUGUAAAUAAUUAUAUUUAUAAUGUUAAUGAUAUGAUAGAGAAUUCAAAUACUGUAAUGGUUAACACAUCAACUCCUAACACACUGGUUAUGUAUUUAAUUUGACCUACAUAAUGACGACAAAGUGGAAGAUGUCAUUUAGGUUAACGAGGAGAAAUCUAAUUAGGAGUGAUUGCUAGAGGCUGAUACUCAAAGCCCAUCUCCAUAACAAAGGAUGUUGAAGCAUUGUAUGAACAUCUCAAUGGAAAACAUAUUGACUUUGAAGACAUGGACCAAGACGUAAAUUAUUGUAAUUAAUGUAAUUUUACUGACACAUUGUAUUGAAAAAUGGAAAUUAAUUUUUAAAAGUCUAAUAGCAUGGUCCAAUUGAUUUUGUUACUAACACCAUGUGUUUUGUGGAAGAAAUUAACAAUUUUAAUGACAGUAAUUAUUAUUGAUAAAGAUUGAAAUGAAUAUUCCAAGUGUACAAGCAUUGGUUGCAGUACAUUUAUCAAUGAAUGCAUAAUCUUUUAAAAUAUGUUACUCUCUGAAUCCAGUCAGUUAAUGAAUUGAUUUAAGAUUGACAAAAUCUUGGGUAGUGUUUCAUAGUCCAAGGAGUGUGUUUACAUUAAUGAGAUAAGAUCUUGUAAAAAUUUGUUUUAAAUGUAAUGCCUUUUAUCAAGACAUUUUAAAUUAAGAUAUUUCAUAAAAUGAAAUAGAAUAGAUGUAAAAAAAUAUUUUACUUAAUUAAAAAACAAAAGGUGGAGUUUUAAAAUGUAUGUUUCGAAUACGUAGGUGUACACACAGCUCUCAUUGUACCUUAAUUUAUUUUGUGUCGCUACAUACAGUACUUCACUUUCCACCAUAGGCAAGUCCUUAAACCAGAUGUACACUUUCUAAUAUUUGUUUGGCGUGAUUGGUGUCUGACAUCAUUUUUUUGGCUUUUCAUUUUCAGCAUUAGAUUUUUUUCCCUGGAAACUAUCGUUGUUUAUCCUCAGAAUAACAUGAUAAUUUGAGAUGUUAUAAUUUUGGUUUUGAGGCAACACCUGGCCAUCUCGGAAUAUCCUUCUUAAGAAGUUAGAAUAAAAAAAGCCUCCUUUUCUGUACAACUGGCUUGGAAUACAUACGUAGAGAGGCCUGAAGAUGUCUGAUAUUUUUUUUGGGUGUUCUUUGGGGUUUUUUUCUUUCCAGCUCCAAUCCAUCCAGUAGGCUUUUGAAAGAUGAUAGACAAUGUGGAGGAUGCAUUAGAAAUAAUGUAUUGCACUCAAUUUAAUCAAAGUAAUUAUAAAACCAAAGUUUUAAGAUAAAUAAUGAUUAUCCUAUCAUCUACCAAUAAAUGCAUUAAUAAAUGAUUAAUUAAAGAUAUUAUGUUUUGAUCUCCAGGGUUAUUAAUCAGUCCUAUUUUCACUGCACAGCACUUUAUGCUAUAUUAAAAAAAUUAAUAAAAAAAAUAUAUAUCUAUAUACACAAGUAUGUUUAGGUAGCUAUUAUGACUAUUAUUAGCUUUUAAAUAAUUAUAAUAUGCUAAUCUAGAGUUGUAUGUAACAUUUUAGUACUGUACAUCAAUCUAAAAAAAAGCUGUGUCUCAUGUGCUGCUAUUGCAAUUACUGGAUAGCAAAAAAAAAAUGUUUCAAAUUAUCUUUUUAAUAAAAUGAAAAUACUAUAAAAA
Messenger RNA from Anneissia japonica, 8127 nucleotides. RefSeq names its product polycomb group RING finger protein 3-like. Gene Ontology annotation, biological process: regulation of transcription by RNA polymerase II. Gene Ontology annotation, cellular component: PRC1 complex. Bases 174 to 512 code for a protein of 112 amino acids. The record is from RefSeq and is a predicted model, not a curated record. The transcript is spliced from 5 exons. NCBI's taxonomy places the organism in Eukaryota, Metazoa, Echinodermata, Crinoidea, Comatulida, Comatulidae.